AUGACAGACAAACAAAUGGAAUUGUAUUAUCAAACAUUUCAGGAAGAAUCAAAAAGUCGAAUUGAAUUUAUUCAGAAAGAAUGUGAUAGAAUGAAAAAAGAGCUUAAUUUAAAAGAUGAAGAAAUACAAGCAUUAAAGAAGGAAAAUGAGAAAUUAAAACAGGAAAGUGAAAAAGGUCACAAACCAAAAGUUUGUGAUUUAAAAUUGACAGAAGAAGAAUUUAAAUAUUUUAAAGAAUGUAUUAUAAAUGUUGGACUCACUUAUGAUGAUAUUAAGGAUUUGGAAAUACCAUCAACAUACAGUUCUGAGAAAUUAAAAAUAUUCUUAGAAAUGAUAAAUAAGACAAAUAAAAAUUAA
Messenger RNA from Entamoeba nuttalli P19, 357 nucleotides. RefSeq lists its product as hypothetical. The record is from RefSeq and is a predicted model, not a curated record. Bases 1 to 357 code for a protein of 118 amino acids. The transcript has a single exon. NCBI's taxonomy places the organism in Eukaryota, Evosea, Mastigamoebida, Endamoebidae.